ACUGUUAACGUAGCAUCAUACUCUCGACUUAUGCCCUAAGUUCGGAGACAUAAAGAAUUUAGCAUUUAUAACUAUUUGGUGAUAGCUUAAUUGGUUUUCUCUCCGAACUUAGGACGUAAAGAAUUGGAUUUUGAGAGUAAAGAAUUUCAUCCGAGGUUGGAGUCUAGCGCCAAUAUUUCUUAAUGAUUUUACACGAGAGAAAAUUUUAUGUGCUUGUUGGCAUGCAUAGUUUGCGAGUUUUUGGAUUUAUCCAAUUUGUACUCCAGGAUAAUAGUCGUGAAUAAUCAGCGAACAAUAGUGAGAAAUUCUCUCCGCAGUUUCUUCUUCUUUCUAUAUUCUCUGCGAUUCUUCGAGAGUAGCAGAGCUCAAGGACUUCGUUCAACAUUGCCGUACGAACCCUUCAGUUCCACGACCCAUCUCUCGCCUUAUUCAAAUCCUACCUGCAGAGGGUAUAACGCAUUGCUGACAUGUGAAACAAAAGAAAAUGUUGAUGCCAAAAGACCCAAUCUUUCCUCUGAGAAUGGGGACGAGAUUGUCGAGGCUGAUAUUGAGUUGGAUGAUUCUGUCGUAGUGAAGCCCGACAAUGAUCCCCCGCAGAAGAUGGGAAGUCCUUCAGUUGAAGUUACAGAAGAAAUGCAGGAUGCUGUACAGAUACAAAAAUUAGCCAUGGAUGCAAUCUCUGAUGGUUACUGCUAUCAUUUUUUUUUGCAUCUUACCAAGUAUUUUUUCCAAGUGUUUUUUUUGCUAACAUGAUUCUCCUAUCUUUAUUGAUCAUCUAAAUGAAGCGAUCAUGUUGAAUCCUACUUCGACUAUAUUAUAUGCAACUCGAGGUUUUUCUUUUCCUUUUCCCUUUUUUGUGCCGAAUGUUUGAAUCUUGCUUUAUUUUUUAUUUCAUUGUUAUGCUAUUUCUUCCAUUUUCUUUCUCUAUACUAAUGACUUAAUGCACUU
Molecule: messenger RNA, 948 nt
Organism: Tripterygium wilfordii
Lineage: Eukaryota; Viridiplantae; Streptophyta; Magnoliopsida; Celastrales; Celastraceae
Exons: 3
Coding region: 208-753 (181 amino acids)
Molecular function (GO): Hsp70 protein binding
Source: RefSeq, a predicted model, not a curated record